AUGGCCGGGGCUCGGCGCCUUCCGCCGGUAGCGCCGCCCAGGCCUAGUCGAAAAGAAAACAGGGUUAAUUUCGUGAAGCAGGUAGCGGCUAACCAAGCUCUAGGCGAUGUCCGUGCUGUCCGCAAAAACGGGAUUCGUUACCCGUGCAUCUGGCAGCUGUGUUCACAGGGGACUCGCUGCAGGAGGCAGCAGCAGCUCGACAGCUCCAUCUCGGUGAACUCCAUGGGAAGCCCACAAGGACACGGGGAGGGUGCUGCGGGCCAAGGCGUGAAAUGGCUUAUCCAGAUUUUAAGUGAUUUAAUAUUCAUGACUAUUUAGAGUAUGCCUGUAAGCACGGAACUACAGUUUAUCGAACGUGGAGAUCCAGGUAAAUAUCAGAGGAUGAAAUAGAUUCCAUCUCCAAGGAUUUUGGUAACACAUCUGAAUUAUUAUCACCUUCCCAAGUCUAUUUUCAAGAACAAAGCUAAGAUAGUAGUGUUGUUUUGAAACCCUAAAUAUACAGCUGUUUCUUUCAUUUUGCGUUUCCACAGCAAUGUGCCAAGCAUCCCCAGUUACAGCUCCUGGAAUGAGUCCUUCUCAGGAUUAGUGAAAGAGAAUGUUGGCUGGGGAUCCUGUUUUGAUCAUGCAGUUACCUGGAACAAACACACUGAGGAUAAGAAUACUAUGGCCAUAAUAUACGAAGACCUGAAAGAGAACCUGACUGCCAGUGUAAAGCAGAUAGCUGAAUUCUUUGGAUUCUCCCCAGCAGUUGAACAGGUCCAGGCCAUUGCAGAAAGGGACACUUUCCAGGCAGUGAGAGUUAAGGCUCAGGAGAUUUAUGGUACAGUUGGCUUGAUACUUUUCUGCCAAGGUGUUUUUGGAGACUGGAAGAAUCUGUUCACUGAAGCUCUUAACCAGGAUGACGAAUUUUAAAUGUGCUUAGAAGGAAUUAAGCUGAGAGUGAAGUUUAAAUCUGAUGUGUAUUACAAGGCCUGAGUCUCCUUUACAUAAAAAAAGCCACUAAUGUUCAGGCUGCUUUUCACUCACUUCUGUUUCUUUUCAUUCACUUCUGUUUCAAAACAGAAACCAGGACAUUAUCCUAUUUAAAAACUUUGAAUAUACACGCAAUAUGCAAACCUGUUUCUGCUGGCCCAACUCACACAAGCAGUCCUUGCUUGUGCAGUUAUUAUCACUGAGGCCACUGGAUUCUCUUAAAUGACCUGUAGCUCUUUGGCCUCUCUUGUUUUUAACACUGAUUUUUAGCUUUGACUUCUUGUUACCCAGUAGAAUGCUGUGUGAAAUAUAUAUUUUGUAAUUAAACAUGCUGAAAUGACUCGAGAUGUGUUCUGCGUGUUGGAAGUGAUUUUCCA
This is a messenger RNA of Empidonax traillii (willow flycatcher), 1349 nucleotides long. It is a transcript of the gene SULT6B1, whose product is annotated as sulfotransferase family 6B member 1. NCBI's taxonomy places the organism in Eukaryota, Metazoa, Chordata, Aves, Passeriformes, Tyrannidae. Gene Ontology annotation, biological process: sulfation. Gene Ontology annotation, molecular function: sulfotransferase activity. Gene Ontology annotation, cellular component: cytoplasm. The record is from RefSeq and is a predicted model, not a curated record.